This is a messenger RNA of Nycticebus coucang (slow loris), 4181 nucleotides long. Its product is annotated as guanylate cyclase soluble subunit beta-2-like. NCBI's taxonomy places the organism in Eukaryota, Metazoa, Chordata, Mammalia, Primates, Lorisidae. Gene Ontology annotation, biological process: cGMP biosynthetic process; response to oxygen levels. The transcript is spliced from 17 exons. Gene Ontology annotation, molecular function: heme binding; guanylate cyclase activity. Gene Ontology annotation, cellular component: guanylate cyclase complex, soluble. The coding region runs from base 1844 to 4033 and encodes 729 amino acids. The record is from RefSeq and is a predicted model, not a curated record.
CAGACCCAGACCAAGCCCACUUGGCAAAGGCAGAAAGAAAGCGUGUCAGUUAAAUGGUGGCAAAAGGCUUGGGACGCAUAAUUAUGGAAAUCAUCCAGGCCAGAGCCUGUUUUCUCCUUCGGACCACAUGUCCCUUCCACACAGGAAUAGCACAUGGAGUCCAGCUUUUGAGAAUAAGCAAAGUCCCCACUUUAGAAAGAAGAGGGGCCUUCAGCAAAUGCUAGUCUCUCGAGUGUGAGGUCUUGCCAUGGAAGAAGUGGCCUGAGUGAAGGGUGACCUGCAGGGGACCAGAACGGCUGGAUGGAGGGAAGAGGCAGAGCCAGGAGGGUGACCUGCAGGGGACCAGAACGGCUGGAUGGAGGGAAGAGGCAGGGGAUCUUUCUAGGGGGAGCCGCAGAAGGAGACAGCGUAUGAGAGGGAUUUGAGUAGAGGAGCAUGAACAAGUGGCUACUGAGAAGGAACAAGCCUUUCAACCAGCUGGGGGUGCCCAAAGAUGCUGCAGGAGUUUCAGGAGGGCGUCCGAUGUACAGACAUUCAUCUCAGCAGCCUGCCUCGGCGUGUAGGCUCAUGAGAUGCCAUCCUAACUGCGAGUUGCAUCCAUCCAGCUGCCCUGUGCCUCCACCCUGGAGCCCAGAGAGCCGCAACCCCAUUUCUUGAUUUUAUUGCAUUUAUUUAUUUUUACUCUUGUUUUUACACCAAAGCUGGCACGUCUGCUGGAAAUGCUGUGGGUGACAUCUACCAGACCUGGUUAGUGGCUGGGCUUCUCCCUUCUGACCACUCAGGAAAUGGACUUCUGGCAAACAUCUUUCAGGAGCCUAGAACCAAACAGGAUAGAUAGACCUUCAGGCAUCAGGAGACUUCACGCUAGGACAUAGGGCCAAGUUUUGGUCAAGACAGGCCACUUUUGGAUGGUAUCCAAAGUGAUUUGAUUAAAGAGGGACUAAAAAGACUUCUCAAUAGACAACCUCAUCUACAAGGACGUCUUCCUGUAGUAGACUAGGGUAUAUACCCAAAGUCAAGUUCUAGGGUCUGAUGUCUGUGACUGGCCAGCUGGGAGCAGAGCACAUGCGCGCAGUCCCUUUCUUCCCAGGUGCAUUUACUGGUGCUGAUUAUGGUGACUCUGUGCAUGUGGGAGACCAACAGUCUGUGAAGGAAAAGACGAGAGGUUUUGCAAGAGCCUACCUGGUUUCAGGAAUCAGACACCAGACUCUCAGGGGAGGAACUGACUAGGAGAGGGAGAGGAGUGGGUUUCUGGAUUUGCAGCUAGAUUAAGUGGGAAGCACUGAAGAGCACCCAGGGUCCAGCAAAUCACAGGUGAGCUGGUCGCCCAAGCUUUCCCCCAGGCAGGUGGCAGCCUGCAGGGCCCUCCUCCCCACGCUCUGCAGGGCUGGGCAGGCAGAUGGCAUUCUGUUACGUUGGCACCUUGGGAGAAACUUCAGGUUUCAGGCUGAGCUCCCAAGAGCUUCACAUCCGGGAUGUGUGGAACUUGGGGUGCCAGGUGGCAGGUCAUACCUGCUCACUGGGAGGGGCAGCCUUACUUUUUAUUCCCUAGACGGCUGAGGGCUCAACAGUUUGCCCCUUGCGUGGAGGCUGGUGAUUAGUUCCUAAUUUCCCUGUGGACCACCCAGAUGCUACAAGGCUGGCUUCUGCAGGUGCAGAGGGUUCUUCUGAGCAACGAGGAGCCAGCUGGAAGAUUGGGCUCUGGGAGUCCUGCAGCGGAGGGGACAUGUAUGGAUUUAUCAACAUCUGUCUGCAGUCUCUCGUGACAGAGAAAUUCGGUGAAGAGACAUGGGAACAAUUAAAUUUCUGGCCGGGCCGGGUUUGAAUCCACCACCUCCGGCAUAUGUGGCUGGCACCUUACUCCUUUGAGCCACAGGCGCCACCCAGAGCUGCCACGGAUCUGCAAGAUGCCUUCAUGACUUACACCGUGUACGAUGACGCUGUCACCAUUAAGCUCAUCCGCGAGGCCUGCAAAGUUCUGGGUGUCUCCAUGGAAGCAAUUCUGAAACUCUUUGGGGAAUACUUCUUUAAGUUCUGCAAGCUGUCUGGCUAUGACAGGAUGCUGCGGACCCUGGGAGGAAAUCUCACAGAGUUUAUUGAAAACCUGGAUGCCCUCCACAGUUACCUGGCGCUGUCUUAUCAGGAGAUGAACGCGCCAUCGUUUCGAGUGGAGAGAACUGCGGAUGGGAAAACCUUGCUCCAUUACUACUCGGAUAGAAGUGGGCUGUGCCACAUUGUACCAGGUAUCAUCGAGGCUGUGGCCAAAGAUUUCUUUGCCCUUGAUGUGACUAUGGAGAUUCUUGACAGGAGUGAGGAAGUGGAGAGGACAGGGAAGAAGGAACAUGUUGUAUUUCUGAUUGUGCAGGAGGCUUGCAGGAAGACGAGAAAGGCAGCUCCAGACAGGCCUCGAAGCAGCCAGGAUGCCCAGGGAGAGCCCCAGGCCCGCCAGGCAGCAUUCCUUAGGAUGAAGGAGAAAUAUUCAAUCCUCUCUGCCUGUCCUAUGAGGAAAACCCACUGGGAUGUUGUGAGAAGCGCAGUCAUGUUUGGAAAAGGGCAUCUUGUGAACACCUUCGAGCCGGUCUAUCCCGAGCGGCUGUGGAUCGGAGAGGAGACAUUCUGCCGGGCUUUCCCUUUCCACGUGGUGUUUGAUGAAUCACUGAGGGUCAAGCAAGCUGGGGUGAAGAUUCAGAGGUUUGUGCCAGGACUCCAGACCCAGAAGGCUCAAUUAGAUGAGUAUUUCUCCCUCAUUCAUCCUCAAGUUACCUUCAACAUUUUCAGCAUCUGCAAAUUUAUCAACUGUCAGUUUGUCCUGAGGACACGACGGGGAAUGCUGCCUGAAGGAUGGAAAAGUCGGCCCAUGCUCGAACUCCGAGGCCAGAUGAUCCGGAUGGAGUCCACGCGCUGCUUCCUGUACCUGUGCUCACCCAAACUCCGCAGCCUGCAGGAGCUGGAGGAGCAUGGGAUGCACCUCUCCGACAUCGCCCCCCACGACGCCACCCGAGACCUCAUCCUCCUGAACCAGCAGCGGCUGGCGGAGAUGGAGCUGUCCUGCCAGCUGGAGAGGAAGAAGCAGGAGCUGCAGGUCCUCUCCCGGCACCUGGCCAUCGAGAAGAAGAAGACAGAGACCCUGCUGUAUGCUAUGCUGCCUGAGCACGUGGCCAACCAGCUGAAGGAAGGCAAGAAGGUCGCCGCAGGAGAAUUUGAAACCUGCACAAUCCUUUUCAGUGACGUGGUGACAUUUACUAACAUCUGUGCUGCCUGUGAGCCUAUCCAGAUAGUGCGUAUGCUGAACUCCAUGUACUCCAAGUUUGACAGACUAACUGGCGUCCACGAGGUCUACAAAGUAGAAACGAUAGGAGAUGCUUACAUGGUUGUCGGGGGUGUCCCAGUGCCUUCUGGGAGCCAUGCUCAACGAGUGGCUAACUUUGCCUUGGGGAUGAGGAUUUCUGCAAAAGAAGUGAUGAAUCCUGUGACUGGAGAACCCAUCCAGAUCAGAGUGGGGAUACACACUGGCCCGGUCUUAGCAGGAGUUGUGGGGGACAAGAUGCCUCGGUACUGCUUGUUUGGUGACACCGUGAACACAGCCUCCAGAAUGGAAAGUCAUGGGCUUCCCGACAAAGUGCAUCUCAGCCCAACAGCCUACAGAGCCCUGGAAAAUCAAGGGUUUGAAAUCAUUGAGAGGGGUGAAAUUGAAGUGAAAGGAAAAGGGAAAAUGACCACGUACUUUCUGAUUCAGAACCUGAACGCCACAGAGGAGGAGAUCAUGGGCUGCCCUGCAACUCAGCCUGGUCACCAAGAAGCAGAAGCUGAGGGAAAUCAUGACAGGACAUGUGUUGUGAGGAAUGCUGAUGGUUGGCAGCUGCUCUCUGAGGAGGACACCACAGGUGCUUCCAAGGAAUCCACCCCAGUGGGAAGUCCGGGGGCAGGGCAGGAGCCCGUGGAGUCAGCUGGCCGAGGACAGCCUUCAGUCCAGACAGAGACGCGCCGCUUUCCGAAUGACCCUGUGCAGUCAGGUUUCUGUGUUCUGUUUUAACAGGAGAAAAUGACCCCCUGGGGCUUAAUUUUUUUCCCCCUACUUAGGUCUAUGACAGCAAAGAAAGUAACUUCUUUUCAUCUCUCAGGUCAAAACUUAUUCAGCUGUGUCUCUGCCCCAUUGUUCCUUUGAGAAUAAAAGUCUAGAA